UUGUGGUGUAAUGGUUAGUGUUCUUGACUGCUCCUUAUUUGGGGUCGCGGUUUGAAUCCUUUUGGAAAGAAAUGGUUUCUUCUCUCUUCCAUUAUUGGAAGAUUUGCCCAACCCAAUGCCGUUACCUAUCCGGGUUGAGACAUUUUGACAAGCCAUUGAGAACAUUAGCAACUCCAAUUGAAGGAAAAAUGCCAAAAAUAUGUGGAUUGGAUGAGGCUGUCAAGGAAAUUAAAUCCGGAGAAACCAUUUACCUUCACCAUGCUGUUUCUAUGCCCAUUGAUUUGUGCAAAGCUUUGGGUAGGCAUGUACUCAAAAAUGGAUUGACUGACAUUAAAGUUGUACAUGCAAUGACUUGUGGGGAGUUGCCUUGGCUAAAGGAAGAAUUUAAUGGAAAAAUAAGAAGUAAAACUAUCUUUAUAUGUAACAAUAUGCGUCCACUGGUAAAUAAAGGUCUAGCUGAUUAUAUUCCCCUUUUUCUCUCCGAUUCUGCUCGUCUCUUUGAUGAAAAAGCAAUACCUGUAGAUACUGCAUUGUUGAAUUUAUCACCUCCAGAUAAACACGGUUAUUGUUCUUUGGGUGUUAAUGUGGAUUUAUCCAGUCCAGCCGCCAGAAACGCCAAAAAAAUAAUAGCCACAAUAAACACUUCUCAACCAAAAACUUUUGGAGAUUCAGAAAUUCAUUUAUCACAAAUUGACUAUUUAGUUGAACAUUCUAUCAAUACAACACCAAUUUUUGAAUUACCAGCAAUUGAAUCGAAUGACCAGGAAAGAUUAAUUGGAAAAUGGAUAGCUGAAAAUUUAGUUGAUAAUGGGGCGACUUUACAAAUGGGAAUAGGUUCAAUCCCGAACAACGUUUUAGAUCAAUUAAAACAACACAAAAAUUUGGGUAUUCACACAGAAAUGAUAAGUGAUGGAAUUGUAGAUUUAUUAAAAUUGGGAGUAAUUAAUAACAGUCAAAAAACAAUGUAUCCAGGCAGAAUAGUUACUUGCUUUGCUAUGGGGUCUAAAGAAUUUUAUGAAAUUUUGGAUGGAAAUCCUUUAUUUUUAUUUGGAAGUGCUGGAUUCACCAAUUCAAUUACGACUAUUAUCCAACAAAGUAAAAUGACCGCAAUAAAUUCAGCUAUAGAAGUAGAUUUAACUGGGCAAGUAGUUUCUGAUACUAUUGGAAAAAGGUUUUAUUCUGGUUUUGGUGGCCAAGUCGAUUUUAUUUUUGGAUCAUCCGUAGCUUUGGAUGGUCUUGGAAAAGCCAUAAUCGCCCUUCCUUCAAGAACAUCUAAAGGAGAACCUAAAAUUGUUCCUCAUGUAAAAGAGGGGGCUGGAGUUGUUACAACUAAAGGACACUGUAAUUAUGUAGUAACAGAAUAUGGAAUAGCUAGUUUGUGGGGAAAAACAGUCCGUCAACGUGCCUAUGAAUUAAUUCAAAUAUCACAUCCUGACGAUAGGGAAAUGCUUGAAAAAGAAGCCUUUAAACGGUUUGGGUUUAUUCCAACAAAAGAAGAUUAA
This is a messenger RNA of Meloidogyne enterolobii, 1502 nucleotides long. Lineage: Eukaryota; Metazoa; Nematoda; Chromadorea; Rhabditida; Meloidogynidae. The record is from the annotation of a GenBank genome assembly.